AUGUCAAUUGAAGAGAUCCCUCAAGGAGCAGACGUCGAAGUUAUCCCAAACAAGAAUGAGAAGAAAGCCAAAGAGCUUAUUAAAAAGCUUGGUUUGAAGCAAAUCAAGGGAUUUUCUAGAGUAACAUUCAAACAAAGAGGAAACUUAAUUUAUGCUAUUGAUUCACCAGAGGUUUACAGAUCUGCAGCUGGUACAUAUGUUGUUUUCGGUGAGGCUAAAGUCGAUGAUAUGAAUCAGAGAAUCGCUGAGGCCCAACAAGCCCAACAGGCCCAACAGGCCCAACAAGAAGCAUUGAAAAAGGCUGCUUCUUCUGCUGCUGCUGGUGCCGGUGCCGGUGCUGAGGGUGAUGAAAAGUCAGCAGAAGCAAUCAAUGCUGAUAUGUCGAAGUUGGCUUUAGAUGCAGAAGCGGGAAACAAAGCUGAAGAAGAGGAAGAUGAACAAAUCGACGAGAGCGAGUUUGAUCCAAAGGAUAUCUCGUUGAUUGUCGAGCAAACUCAUGUUUCUAGAGCUAAAGCAGUUAAGGCAUUAAAGAAACAUGACGGGGAUAUGGUCAAUGCUCUUAUGGAAUUAUCUUGA
This is a messenger RNA of Lodderomyces oxycetoniae, 576 nucleotides long. It is a transcript of the gene EGD2, whose product is annotated as Egd2p. Gene Ontology annotation, biological process: protein targeting to membrane. The transcript has a single exon. The record is from RefSeq and is a predicted model, not a curated record. Gene Ontology annotation, cellular component: nascent polypeptide-associated complex; cytoplasm. Bases 1 to 576 code for a protein of 191 amino acids. NCBI's taxonomy places the organism in Eukaryota, Fungi, Ascomycota, Pichiomycetes, Serinales, Debaryomycetaceae.